CAGUCAACAAUCAUUCAACAUGAACAAGUUCGCUUUGAUCACUUGCCUUUUUGUUAUCCUGGGCGCUGUCCUGGCAAGCCCUGCCGUUCGCGAAAGUCGCCAUGCGGUUCCUGUCGGGAUCGUUGACGGUCUCGUCUUGGUGGACGACGAUGCGGUAGACAGCCAAAGGGUCUUGUCCAGCGAUGGCGCAGUCUCAACCAUAUUAUCCGCACGCAGCACCGGAGCCGUCCCGUUCGAUCAAGAAACAGAGCAACAGCGUCUAUCCAUUAGUUUAGGAGGUCCAGGAUAUGGCGGCUUUUACGGCGGUCGUCCUGGAUACGGAAGACCUUGGGGUCCUGGAUACGGAAGACCAUGGGGACCUUAUGGCAGGCCUUGGGGUCCAUACAGACCUUAUCGCCCAUGGGGUCCUUACUAAACUUCGCACUUCC
Molecule: messenger RNA, 428 nt
Organism: Daphnia pulicaria
Lineage: Eukaryota; Metazoa; Arthropoda; Branchiopoda; Diplostraca; Daphniidae
Exons: 2
Coding region: 20-415 (131 amino acids)
Source: RefSeq, a predicted model, not a curated record